GAUAAGUUGAAAUGAUAGCCUUCAUCUUCUGUUUUGCAUUGAUUCCCUGCACAGCGAUUUUUUUCGUCGUAUACUUGUUUAUAGUAUGUGAAAGAUUGCUCGCCAAAGAUGGUAAUCAAUCAAAGUCGAAAUUCAACAGACAACUAGAAGAUCCAGGUAUGCCUAAUUUUGAAAUAGAUAUCACGGUUUUAUAAAAUCGGACCAAGUGACGUACUUCGUUUGGUGUUAAUUGGUGAAACUGGUUCCGGGAAGAGCACCACAGGCAACACUAUUUUAGAUGACGAUGAUGCUUUUACUUCAUUGCUAGAUGACGCCAGCAAGUGUUGUUGCAAACAAACGAAAACACGAUUUGGAAGAAAGAUUGAAGUAAUUGAUACAGCGGGAAUAUUUGAUUCUGUGACGGAACUUGGCACAUUCCAACGAGAAAUUGUAAAAUGUAUUGCUAUGACUCAGCCCGGACCCACUGCUUUCCUUAUGGUUGUUCGACCUUAUGUCUUGACAACGGAACAAUAUAAGGCUUUCGAAAAGUUCUUGAAAAUCUUUGGAGAAGAAAUUUAUAAACACUUGAUUAUAAUUUUCACAAGACCAAAAGAAACUUCAGAAAACUGCAGAAAAAUACCAGAACAACUUCGUAAUAUUCUUUGUAAGUGCAAUAAUAAUUUGAUAUAUUUUGACAAUCAUCUAAAAGGCAUUGAAAGAGAUAAACAAGUGAAGAAUCUCCUCGAACUAAUAGACAAGGAAAUUUGUAAAAAAGCGGAUACUUUUAAGCAUACGUUCUAUGAAGAAGCAGAAAGGAUUAUCACAAAUUCACAUAACUACCUUCGUCUUCUCUAUAACAAAGACACACCAGAGGAAAAUGAUAAUGCGACCAACAGGGAGAUUGAUCAAGGGAAGGGGUUGAUGUUAAAGAUUCUUUUGAGGAGCUUCGCAAAGAUAUUCAAAGCAGAGAAUUUUAAUGUAACAACGAAGCCUUUUCGACCGAUAUCAAUAACAGAUUAUGAGUUGCGAAUUAUUAUGUUUGGCCUUUCUGGAAGUGGCAAAAGUGCAACAGGGAACACUAUUUUAAAUGACAGGAAAUUCAAAUCCUGCUUUUCAUCAUCUGAAACAAUUCAUACUUGCAAGAGAGGAACCAAGGAACGCUUUGGAAUUAUUCUACAAGUGAUUGAUACCCCAGAUAUUAUAGAACUGAGUGAUGGAGAUUGCGAUCGAGAAUUAAGGAAAUGCGUCGGACUAACUGCGCCGGGGCCGCAUGCAAUUUUGUUUGUAGUGCAAGCCGGGAGAUUUACACAAAACAACGAGAAAACAAUAAGUAAAUUAGAAACCUAUUUUGGACACGAAAUGUGGAAUUAUUUCUUUCUCAUAUUUUCUCACGGAGAUGAAAUACAACAGAAGCAUGGUUCUUUGGAAACAUUUGUAAAGAAAGCACCAUCUAAUUUAAACCAAAUUCUUAUAAAAUGUCAGAGAAGAUGUAUUGCGUUCAAUAACAAAAGUGAAAAGCUAAACGAAAGACAAGUUCAAGAUCUGAUAACAAAGAUAAGGGAUAUUAUUUUACAAAAUGCCACAGAUCAUUUUAGAAAUGAAAGAUAUGAUUUAGCAGAAAACGCAAUGAAAGAAAGGGAAGAGAAUUUGAUGCAAGACACUAAUAACGUGCUUUUACAUGGAAAACACCCACGAGAGAAAGUGAGGGAUGAGCUUAAUAGUUAUGAUUCUGAAGCUUCUAAACUCCUUUCCAGAAGAACCUUACAUUGUAGAUAAAAACUUCAUGUAUUAUUGUCAUUUUUUUUUCAUUUGGCGACUUAAUUAGUUUUCGUUCUCUGUCGUUAUCAAGGAUGUUAAAAGACAAACUUUGAAACUUUGUAUUCAUCUGACUGUAAUUAUGUGCAAGAUUUUCUUGACUUCCAGUGACGUAGGUAUGUUUGUUAUCUAAUCAUUUAUGCUCUAUGCACAGGACACUUUUCUUUCAUAUUGCAUGAUACAUAUACGCGGUUGGUGAAACCGGGCGACAGAGAAUGCUUACUUCUCCUAGAUACCCGAUUCCACUUCAGGUAUGUCCAAGAAUCAGAAUCUCCUCAGCUCUUCAUUUUGUAUUCAUUGUAGGAAGUAUGAAAUUGAUCACUGUUCGUUAUUUUCACCUUUUCAUGAAAGAUGAAUAUAACGAACAGCGACCAAUAUCAUGACUGGUAACAGGUCGUUCCGGCCCCAAAACUAAUCAAUCCCCUAGUCGUUCCGUCCUCAAGUCGUUCCGUCCCUAGUUGAUCCGGCCCCAGUCAAUCCGGCCCCCAGGUUUAUAAAGUUUUUACUGUCUUCUUAUUUACAGUUAAUGCUAUAAUUUUCAUCCAAACAUCAAUAUGAUUAUAUUGUUUGUAGUGAUUAUAACCAUGAUUUAGAUUAAAGAUUUGUUUGUAACAUGUACAUGUGCGUGACGUGUACGUUAUCUGUUUGGAACACUACGGAUGCAGACACUUAAGAGUUCUAGAAUUUGUAUUUCUUUAUAUCUUUUUUUUCAAUUUGUAAGUGAUAAUUGCUAUAUGUUAAAGCAAUACAAGCUGUAAUUAACUGGCGGUACUUUCAACUAUCACAAUAGUCUGCACUAAUAUUAACACCUAUCGAUAUGACUAAUAUAAUACAUCAAUAAUUGACUAAUAUAAUCCUCAUGCCUACACAUUUCAUUUGUUUUAAAAUAUUACAUCAUGUAAAUUUUGAGUAUUAAAAGUAUGAGGAAAUAAUAAAUAGCAAACGUGCCACUCAAAUCAAAUUUUGAUAAUGAAUUAAUUGUCAAUAAAAUUGUCUAUGUUAUUCUAUUUGAUCGUUUAUUUUGAAUUAAUUUAACUUGUAUUGCUUUAAAUGAAAUUUGAUGAAUUAAUACAUUUUUUAUUUAUCAUAUUAAACAAUGUUUCAUCAUUUAUAAAACAUAAAUGUACUUCCCACCCCAUUACAUAAAUUAUAAACAGAAAAUAUCUAUAAAACGUAUAUGGGGACGGACUGACUACGGUAAUUGUGGCCGGAAUGACUUGGGGCCGGAUCGACUGGGACCGGAUUGACCGACAUUCAUCAUGACUUCUAUAAGCAAUACAAAAUAGAUAGUUGAGCAAACACGGACCUCUCGACAAAAUUAAAAUCGCUUUCGAGGCCCUCCGAAUCCAUAAUAAGUAUGCAUAUACAUGUACAAUGUAUGUGCAUAACUCUGUUGUGUCUAAUGAUUUCAGGGUGUUCAAUUGAGAUAAUACGCUGACAGGUUUGUCAAAUAUUUAGGCACUAUAUCUAGGCCUAGGUGUCGUAUUUUUGUGUUCUUGUACGAACAGUAUGGAUCAUGGGUGUCCGUAAUGUAAUUUUCUUUAUCUAAAACACUUUCCUGGCCGGACAUGACCUUUACUGAUAUUUUGAUUAAAAUGACUCGGAAUGUACGCAGUAGUUACAUGUUAACACUCACAUCACAUGGCUGUAUCGUAUUGUUAAAAACUAGCAGGAACUAAAAAUUACCAAGUGGGCGAGGAAUGCAGAAUUUGCAUGUUUUAAAAUAUUCGAAUUUCCCAAAAUUUGUAACUUGAGCAUAGGUUAGCAUUCUCUGAAUGAGCGUUAAAAACGUAAAAAUCAUUCUGAUCUCCAUCACUUUGUUCCAACUAGAUCUGGCGACAUAAUUUUUCAUCUAUUGUGACGUCAUGUCAGUGUUCAUGUGAUGUAGGCUAUGGAUUUAGUAAACUCCAUAGUACAGUUAGGAUUGUUCUAACUUCAAGCCCGAUCCCUAAAGCUUACAGCAAUCAAUGAAAGUGUUUGGUUUUUUUUUUUUUUUUAGCUAUUUGAAGCUUUAAUGUCUUAAACUGUUUUUCAAACACCACCUAGUAAUAUUUCUUGAAAUGGUAAUCUAGUAAUGUAAAUGAUGAAUAAAACAUGUUUGCA
This is a messenger RNA of Ostrea edulis (European flat oyster), 3897 nucleotides long. RefSeq names its product GTPase IMAP family member 9-like. Gene Ontology annotation, molecular function: GTP binding. NCBI's taxonomy places the organism in Eukaryota, Metazoa, Mollusca, Bivalvia, Ostreida, Ostreidae. The record is from RefSeq and is a predicted model, not a curated record. The transcript is spliced from 4 exons. Bases 445 to 1755 code for a protein of 436 amino acids.